Aspergillus vadensis CBS 113365 is the source of this 795-nucleotide messenger RNA. Its product is annotated as YukJ family protein. The transcript has 2 exons. The record is from RefSeq and is a predicted model, not a curated record. The coding region runs from base 1 to 693 and encodes 230 amino acids. Lineage: Eukaryota; Fungi; Ascomycota; Eurotiomycetes; Eurotiales; Aspergillaceae.
AUGCCUGUUCCCCACUACGGCGUCUGGGUUUGUAAGGCAGUCGACAUUUAUGCCGAACCACCUAACGUGCGCACGUCACACAUUUAUCUUCAAUUCAUCGACGACUCUUCGGGAACGCGAGAGGCUGCUAUUAACGUCGAGUCCAGCGGUCGAGAGUCUCGUCUGGUGUACAAGUUGUCAAAUGACUUGCCUUCUGCAGUCACCGACAAACUUAAGGACCUCAAGCCAGGCUUUUACCUACUUCAGGAUUUUGACACGGAUGGGAACCUAGAUAGGCAUCGCCAUCAUCACUUACACUAUAGACACCAGAGGCUGCGCCACCUCGAUCUACAGGGUCUCGACUAUCAGCGUACUGAGGGCGAGGUCUUGGAGUAUGAUAAGGAAGGGCCCAACAAUGACCUAAGAGAGAAGCUAGUUCCCCUCCUCGAGAAGGCCAAGAAAGAGAAAGAGACCACGACUGUCUAUAUAUUUGGCUCGUCUUACGGAUCGGGAAUCCAUAACAUUCAUAUGAACCAAGGCAGUCAUCCGAAGUAUGACAAUGGUAUCUACUCAGAUGGGGCCCUACUGUUCAAGUUCGGGGACGACGGGAAAGGAGUGUUUCUGGCCUUUGCUUCACAGAUGCUACCGACUGAUUAUGAUGGAUUAGCAGAGCCAGAUAGUGAAAGCUUGCUGCAGUCAAUUAUGGGCACAUGAGAAAUCAUAAUAUCCGGGAGUUGAUGGUAAAGGCAUGCAGUUAUCCUGCAACAGAUUGGCCUAUGCUGGCACAAAUUGUGACUUAACUUAUCCUUAGCUGUA